This is a messenger RNA of Poecilia latipinna (sailfin molly), 5733 nucleotides long. It is a transcript of the gene kcnt1a, whose product is annotated as potassium sodium-activated channel subfamily T member 1a. NCBI's taxonomy places the organism in Eukaryota, Metazoa, Chordata, Actinopteri, Cyprinodontiformes, Poeciliidae. The coding region runs from base 175 to 4107 and encodes 1310 amino acids. Gene Ontology annotation, biological process: potassium ion transmembrane transport. The record is from RefSeq and is a predicted model, not a curated record. The transcript has 31 exons. Gene Ontology annotation, molecular function: outward rectifier potassium channel activity; intracellular sodium-activated potassium channel activity. Gene Ontology annotation, cellular component: plasma membrane.
CUCCUGUGCGUCUCGCCCCCCUGUGACGCUGCCAGUCUCGGUUUCUGCCUCCCGUUCAAUAGUCCCACCUACAUCCUUCAGUUUGUCAGUUUUCUAACCUCAUUACACAGUCCUCACUUUGGCUUGCAGCCUCUUAGGUGCGUAGGUGGGGAAAACAAAACACUCUCCUCCAAAAUGCACCUGCAUAGGUCGUGGGUACGCUCCUACCUGGCAGAUCGCCCUCCGAUGCAAUUAACCCAGGAAGACGAGUUUGUGCAGGACCCCACGCCGACCACCGCAGCAGCCCUCCAGUCGGACAGAAGCGCCGGAUCUCCGGCCAAAAUGUGCAGCGAGUGCUACGUGAAUCAGUCAUUUGUGAACGACGAUGGGACCGUGAGCGCCCAUAAGCAACGCUCUUCCCCUGCUCCACUUCCGACUAACACCAGCUGCAGCAGUGGAGUUAUCCUAGACAUCUCCUCGCUGAAGAUGGAGCAGAUGGAGAGCGAAGUGCCUCCGUUGCCGCCCCGCUUCCGCUUUAGAGACUUGCUGCUGGGAGACCAGAACUUCCAGAACGAUGACAGGGUGCAGGUGGAGUUUUAUGUGAAUGAAAACACCUUCAAGGAGCGUCUGAAGCUUUUUUUCAUCAAAAACCAAAGAUCAAGCCUCAGGAUUCGUGUGUUCAACUUCUGCCUGAAGCUGCUAACAUGUCUGCUGUACAUCAUCAGAGUGAUGACGGACAGACCCGGUCAGGGCACAGGCGGCAGCCACAGCUCAGUGCAGCAAAACGCUCCAAAUGGCAACAACAAAUGCGUCGACUGCCAGUGGAACGGAUCAGUGCAGGACAGAGAAAUUAACUGGGACUUGAUCUUCUGGGUGGAGAGGAAAGCUCCGGUCUGGGCCAUUCAAGUGAUCGUGGCCAUAAUCAGUUUCCUGGAGACCAUGUUGCUUAUGUAUCUGAGCUACAAGGGGAACAUUUGGGAGCAGAUAUUUCAGGUUUCCUUUCUUCUGGAGAUGAUCAACACAGUUCCUUUCAUUAUUACAAUCUUCUGGCCUUCAAUAAAGGACCUCUUCAUUCCUGUGUUUCUCAACUGCUGGCUGGCUAAGUGUGCGCUAGAGAACAUGAUUAAUGAUGUCCACAGAGCGAUCCAGAGGACGAACUCGGCCAUGUUCAACCAGGUCAUCGUUCUCAUCUGCACCCUGCUGUGCCUCGUCUUCACCGGCACAUGUGGGAUCCAGCACCUGGAGCGAGCGGGCCAGAACCUCUCCCUCUUCAAUUCCUUCUACUUCUGCAUCGUCACCUUCUCCACCGUCGGCUUUGGAGACGUGACUCCACGCAUCUGGCCUUCUCAGCUGCUGGUCGUCAUCAUGAUUUGCGUGGCUCUUGUGGUGCUUCCUCUCCAGUUUGAGGAGCUGAUCUACCUGUGGAUGGAGAGACAGAAGUCUGGAGGGAACUACAGCCGCCACAGAGCUCAGACAGAGAAGCAUGUAGUUUUAUGCGUCAGCACGCUCAAAAUAGACCUGCUCAUGGACUUUCUCAACGAAUUCUACGCACACCCCAGACUGCAGGACUACUAUGUGGUGAUCCUGUGCCCGAGUGAAAUGGACCUGCAGGUGCGAAGAGUGCUGCAGAUUCCCCUGUGGUCUCAGAGGGUCAUCUACCUGCAAGGGUCGGUCCUCAAAGACCAGGAUCUGCUCCGUGCAAAAAUGGACGACGCAGAGGCUUGUUUCAUUCUGAGCAGUCGCAACGAGGUUGAUCGCAUGGCCGCGGACCACCAGACCAUCCUGAGAGCUUGGGCUGUGAAAGACUUUGCUCCAAACUGUCCUCUUUAUGUCCAGAUACUCAAGCCUGAAAAUAAGUUUCAUGUUAAAUUUGCAGAUCAAGUUGUGUGUGAGGAGGAAUUCAAGUACGCCAUGUUGGCUCUCAACUGUGUGUGUCCUGCCACUUCUACCUUGGUCACACUCCUAGUUCACACCUCCCGCGGACGGGAAGGACAGCAGUCUCCGGAGCAGUGGCAGAGGAUGUACGGAUGUUGCUCCGGCAACGAGGUCUACCACAUCCGACUGUGCGACAGCAAGUUCUUUGGAGAGUACAAUGGCAAAAGCUUCACGUACGCCUCCUUUCAUGCUCACAAGAAGUACGGCGUGUGUCUCAUCGGGAUAAAAAGGGAGGAGAACAAGAGCAUCCUGCUGAACCCUGGUCCACACCACAUCAUGGCCGCCACAGACACCUGCUAUUACAUCAACAUCACCAAAGAGGAGAACUCCGCCUUCAUCUUCAACCAGGAGGAGAGGAAGGGCCGUCCUGCUGGAGGAAUCUACGACGGGCCCUCACAGCUUCCUGUGCACAGCAUCAUUGCAAGCAUGGGAACCGUCGCUAUAGAUCUUCAGAAUACAAGUCCACCCAAUAUUUCAGGGGGCAAACUGGUCCCGCCCACCGUGAACGGGACAGGCAGUCGCCGGCCCAGUAUCGCACCAGUCCAAGAAAUCGCCGACUCUGCCGCAAUCCUGCCGUGUGACCUCCUGAGCGAUCAGUCAGAAGACGACACUGUUUUUACAGAUGAGAAGGGAAGCUCGUUCACUGAGUAUGUUAAAGGUUAUCCUCCCAACUCGCCGUACAUUGGGAGCUCGCCCACCUUAUGCCAUCUGUUGGCUGAAAAAGCACCAUUUUGCUGCCUACGACUAGACCAGGGCUGCAUGCACAACAGCUUUGAGGACGCAAAGGCUUACGGCUUCAAGAACAAGCUCAUCAUUGUGUCGGCUGAGACGGCGGGGAACGGUCUCUAUAACUUCAUAGUGCCUCUCAGAGCUUAUUACAGACCCAGGAAAGAGCUGAACCCCAUUGUCUUGCUGCUAGAUAACCCUCCUGAUAAUCACUUCCUGGAGGCCAUUUGUUGUUUCCCAAUGGUGUACUACAUGGGUGGGUCGAUAGACAAUCUGGACAGUCUGCUCCAGUGUGGUAUCAUCUAUGCUGAUAACUUAGUUGUGGUCGAUAAAGAGAGUACGAUGAGCGCAGAGGAAGACUACAUGGCAGAUGCCAAAACUAUUGUCAAUGUACAAACAAUGUUCAGGUUGUUUCCAAGUCUCAGUAUCAUCACCGAGCUCACACAUCCAUCCAACAUGAGGUUCAUGCAGUUCAGAGCGAAGGACUGCUAUUCGCUGGCUCUGUCCAAGCUGGAGAAGAAAGAGAGAGACAAAGGCUCCAACUUGGCCUUCAUGUUCCGCCUGCCCUUCGCUGCAGGCAGAGUGUUCAGCAUCAGCAUGUUGGACACCCUCCUCUAUCAGUCUUUCGUAAAGGACUACAUGAUUCUUAUUGCUAGACUGCUCUUGGGACUGGACACCACCCCUGGAUCAGGAUUCCUCUGUGCUAUGAAGAUAAAAGAAGAAGAUUUAUGGAUCGGCACCUACGGGAGACUGUUCCAAAAACUUUGCUCCUCCAGUGCUGAAAUUCCCAUCGGCAUCUAUCGCACAGAGUCUCACAUUUUCACCACUUUAGAGUCCCAGGUGUCCAUGAGCGUUGACGACUGCGAAGACACAAAAGACAGAGGGGAAGAGCCUCGCAGCAACGAGCAGUCGGAUCACCCCCUGCUGAGGAAGAAGAGCAUGCAGUGGGCGCGGCGUCUCAGUAAGAAGAGCGUGAGGUGGCAGGGGGGAAGCCGGGACUCGAGUAAAGACCACGCCCAGCGCAUAGCCCAGCAGCGUCUCAACCUCUACAGACGCUCCGAGAGGGAAGAGCUGUCCGAGCUGGUCCGGAACCGCAUGAGGCAUCUGGGCCUCCCCACCUCAGGAUACGAUGAUCUGACGAAUCUGACAGCCAGUGAUGUCAUGAACAGAGUCAACUUGGGAUACUUACAAGGUAGAACAUUUAUUUUAGGUACAGUUAAGAGCGUUGGCCAGGUUUUAGACCGAUUGUGUUCGUUUGUUUCAGAUGAACAGAAUGAAAACCAGAACACUUUGUCCUACGUCCUCAUUAACCCUUCACAUGAUACCAGGCUGGAGAUCAACGACAUUGUAUAUUUGAUUCGUUCUGACCCUCUGGCUCACGUCCCUGAGGUGCCUCCUGUCCACAGCAGCAGCCUGAAAGAGAGACACAAGUCCAGCAUAGACACCAAAGAGGACACCCCACUCUGACGCAGCGCUGGCCUUUAACUGGACCGCCUCCCUCCCUCCACCCCCCACUCCCUCUCAGUUGGGAUUUAGCUCUCUGAGUGCUGAAGCCCACAAAUGUAUAAUGUGAGUGCCUACUGCCUGUCUGAUCACAUUGGAUAUCAUGUUUGCCAUUUUCAUCAUCUUGCUGCAAAUGCUGUACAUAUGAAUACUGCAUCACUCUCUUUUCAGCUCUUUGAAUAUGCAGGGAUUUCAGGGAGGCUUAUCCUACUUGCUGUUGUGUUUGGUUAGAAUUAAAAUGAACUUCUUGGAUUUGUAUCUUCACUUUAACCAAACACUUCUAAGUUAAUUCAACUUAAAUCUGGUUUUCAUAUAUUUGGUAAUGAAGUUGGAGGCUUUAUCCCACUUUUUAAGUCUCUUUGCUGUUGUUGGAAACAAGGAGUACAACAGACGGAUGAUUAACUUUUCAGGUUUCACACAUCUGAACAUUUACAACUCUGCUAAAAUCGUGCAGCUACAAUCAAAAAGCCCCAAGUGACUUAAGCUAAAUGUGUGCAUUAAAGCUUUCAGACUCAUUUAUAGAUAAAUCCUUGAGGUAUUCAUUAGUGCCACUAAGAUCUAAGUCAGUGGUUCAUGUACAAAAUGACUCAGUUCAGCUCUAUAAACUGGUUGUGUUAAUAUUCAGCAUCCUACCAUACAGGUUUGUUUAAUUUUUUUGGCUAUGCUCCUAUAGUGCCAGAAAGACUAGAGAUUUGUAUGGAGACUCCAGAUUUUAAGAUUUAAUUUAUUUAAAAAAGCUAUCCAAGUCAAAUGUGAAAAAUAUCAAAAUAAAAGUGAUAUCAAACUUUUUUGACAGCUGGCAAUGAGUUCUUGCCGUCGCCAUUGAGGGAUUUCAUCCCGCUCUUCUUUGCAGAAUUGUUUUAAUUCUGCCUCAACAGUCAGAAACUAAUAAUUUUAUCUUUACGGAUUUGAUGGUAGACAACAGAGCACAUGGUUUAUCAAUUGUGGCAAGACGCUCAGGUCGUCCAUCUGUCUCUGUGCAGUGCAAUGCUAGUCAGCUAGCUGAAUGAAGCUUCCUACUUUUCCCUUUCAAGACAGAAAAAUCCACCUAGAAGUCCUACAAAUGGCAUGUUAAGCAGCUGGUUACCUGAGCAGCUAGGCUGACUGAUUAGCCACCUAAUCUCAAAUUGUUGAGCAAAACUGGGUGUAAAAAGGUGAAAAGUAGGAAAAAAAAAGGUGUACUAUUCAGCACCAUUAGCACUUAAAAACAUUCAUUAGCCUACGUGGGUUUCUAUAAAAACUUUCCUGAUGCCUUUGUACAUAUAUAAAAUUUAUAUAUAUGACUUACAACAUUAAUUUAUCUAUAACAAUUUACAUGUUAUGUUGUUUUAGUCACAUCAGUGACACAGAUUAGCAUACAGUGAGAAUCUCAUACCAGUCCAUGCCUAUUUGUACCACAUCAGGAAUCAGAGAACGUCGUGUUGCUCUAUGAAGGCAUCGCUUAUUAAUUGUUUGACUGUUGAGCACGGUGUGUACCUCUUCGGACUUUUUGCAUUAAGGUCUGACUUUGUACCAAUUUCAGUGUUUACUAUAUUUGUACUUGAUCACAGUUUUAUGUGCACAUUAAAGUGCUCUAAAAUACAUAAAAUC